This is a messenger RNA of Lolium perenne, 3301 nucleotides long. RefSeq names its product probable polygalacturonase. Gene Ontology annotation, molecular function: polygalacturonase activity. NCBI's taxonomy places the organism in Eukaryota, Viridiplantae, Streptophyta, Magnoliopsida, Poales, Poaceae. Gene Ontology annotation, biological process: carbohydrate metabolic process. The record is from RefSeq and is a predicted model, not a curated record.
AAACAAAUACAAGCCAAGCUGUAACAUACCAAUCAAGUCUUCAGCUCUGCUGUUUCUUCUUCUUCUUCUUCUCUCUCCCCCGCCUCCUCUCUGUCUCUCGCUCUCUUCAGUCCAUCCUAAUUGCUCAGCUCAGCAGCACACCUCAGUCUCCCUGUCCUGCGUUUCCCGGAGCUCCGUCUUCCCGUGGCCCCCGUCUCUGGUUCGCCGCUCCGCUUUCCCCCCUUCCGCCGCAAAGGGGGGACACUCAUGGCGAGGCUAGUAAGUGGUUCUGGCAUCGCUGAUGGCCGUUAUGGGCCUCGUCCAGGGGGAGGCACAAUGCAAGGGGUAUGGCGGGCGGCCGCGGCCGCACAGCGUAACGAUCACCGAGUUUGGGGCCAUUGGUGACGGCGUGACCAUCAACACGGUACCCUUCCAGAACGCCAUCUUCUACCUGCGGUCUUUCGCCGACAAGGGUGGCGCGCAGCUCUAUGUUCCCAAGGGGCGGUGGCUCACCGGCAGCUUCAGCCUCACCAGUCACCUCACACUAUUCUUGGAGAAAGACGCUGUUAUCGUCGGCACCAAGGAUGUUUCACAAUGGCCAAUUGUGGAACCUUUGCCAUCAUACGGGCAAGGAAUUGAUCUUCCAGGUCCAAGACAUCGCAGCUUAAUAAAUGGGCACAAUGUUACAGAUGUUGUAAUUACUGGGAACAACGGAAUCAUCGAUGGCCAGGGUUUGACAUGGUGGAACUGGUUUCGGUCAAAUAAGUUGAACUAUAGUCGCCCUCAUCUCGUGGAGUUUGAGGAUUCUAAAGAAAUUGUGGUUUCAAAUUUGACAUUCUUGAAUUCCCCAGCUUGGGCUAUACAUCCUGUGUAUUGCAGUAAUAUAACGGUUCGUAAUGUCACAAUUCAGACAUCAUUGGAUGCUCCACUCACUGAUGGAAUCGUUCCAGAUUCAUGCUCAAAUGUGUGCAUUGAGGACAGCAUAAUUAGCGUCGGUCAUGACGCCAUCUCAUUGAAAAGUGGGUGGGACAACUACGGCAUUACAUUUGGAAAGCCAACCUCAGGCAUUCACAUUAGUAGAGUGGAUCUGCAAGCCUCAUUGGGUGCUGCUAUUGCAUUUGGGAGUGAGAUGUCUGGUGGGAUCUUGGAUGUUCAUGUUGAUCAGCUUCAUAUCCAUGGUUCAUCCAGAGGCAUCUCCUUCAAGACUGCACCAGGCCGUGGAGGUUAUAUAAGAGAUGCGACAGUAUCAGAUGUCCAAAUGGAGGAUGUCCAUGUUGCUAUUGAGUUUACCGGUGAUUGUUCAAGCCAUCCAGACGACCAUUUUGAUCCUUCUGCACUCCCAUUGAUCAGUGGAUUCACCUUACAAAACAUGGUUGGAACAAACAUCUCAGUUGCAGGAGUUUUGUCGGGAAUUAGUGGUGACCCUUUCACCAAUAUUUGCCUCUCCAAUAUCAGUUUCGUCAUGGCCGAUGCAACACAUUCCGCCUUUUGGUCUUGCUCCGACAUUUCUGGAUACUCUGAGUCGGUAUUUCCCAAACCUUGCUCCGAUCUCCACAGUCAAUCAUCAAAUUCUUCCAUGUGCUCCUCCGUCCUUAGCUACCAUGCUCUUGCGGCAGCGUAAAUGCAUAGAGUACCUCCUUUUCAUUGCAUGUACAAUUCGGAGACAUCUAGGCUCUAGUUCCCAUCACCAUCUUUUUCCCCAACAUUCUUUCCCAAGAGGUACAUCAAAGAUUCAUCGCUCUCGUACAGUCAGCAUUGAGGCUCAUAAUACAAUUCUGUCUGCGUUCUUGAAGGACAACUCCGGUGGGGGUAUGGACUGCAAGGCGCUUUUUCUUGUACAGUUACAUUUCUUUAUUCAAUGUGUAAGAAAUUUUGUUCGGUAGGCUGUUGAGUUGCUUCAUACCAUUGUCUGUUUCAUUAUAUAAAAUAAACACAUCAUAUUUAGUGGCCCUGUACAUCCAAUCAUCUUGUGAGCAUCCAAUAGAACAUCAUCACAUGGUUAGCCUGGAAUGCACAGGCUGGCCUCUGUAGCCCCGCAUGCCCCUUGUCGUCCUUGGUGUCAAAUGAAUUGGUGUCAAUGGGGUUGUUAGGCUGAUGUGGAUGUCUUUUCUUUGUCUUCUCCUUGGGGAUUUAUUACCUUUGCUUUGUCGUCAUGCCAAAGGCCAUUGAGCUAGCUCAUCCUGGGGUUGCCAUUUAUGCAAGCUUGGCCAGCUCUCACUUUGACAAUCACAAGAUAAAUGUUAUCCAGGAAGAAGAGGCUGUCUGGCACUGAUGAUUAGCUGGUUUUCUGGUGAAGCUAAUGUCUCAUGUGACCUCAUUUGGGGUGGCAGCAUGUGCAACCAGCCUGCUGUCUUUGCCAAGAUUGUACAAUGUACACUGGGACUGGGAAGCAAUCAAUCUCCUGGCGCCAAGUUGCCUGCAUCUACUGCUCAUGAAAUAGUUGGUGUACUGCUGCAGUAGUAGCCGUUUUCACUUAAUGUGAGUAAGCUGCAGUACCUUCAUCACAAAAUUUGGAAUCAAGGUAACAACGAGGCAGAAGAUUCUGUGAUAAAAACAACGGCAUUGGAUCCCGGUUGGGGUCAGAGAAAACUGGACUGGCCAUGUGAUGCAUCAUAUCAUUGUACAAGAUACACCCAAAAGAAAGUUUCAGAUGGUACGGCAUUUUCAAGUUCGUUUGACGCCAGUCAAAGGAAGAUGUGGAUUUACAUAACGCAGAAUGCAGCCGCUGCAGCUUCAGUGGAUUUACUGCCACCUGUGAAAAUUCAGUGUAUUUACUGCUAACUGCAAAUUUCAGUGCUUUAUUGCCGAGAGGAAUUGAGGACAAAAUACACCAGCUAUUUUUUUUCGCUCUCUCCCAUUCAAAAAUUGAUAAACAACCACUGGAUUGGAUCAAGACAUUAAUGGAUUCUUUGAGCGACCUUAUCAUGAUGUCUCCGACCAAGUUGAUGACAAAAUAUGGGACCAACAGGACGCCCGGUAGGAACCCAAGUAUGUUCCUACCGUUUGGUGACGCAUUGAACCUCUCCUAAGAUCAUUCCAUGUGUAGGCAAGCAGAAAAAAAAACUUGGGUAUAUUUGGUUUCAGGUUUUCUCUACUAAGUUUUAUUUUCCAAUGAGUCUUUUUGUUGAUAAAUGACGUUUUAUUACUUAAAAUAUUUUACACCCAGCCUAUAUGUAACUAAGAUGUACACAACCAUUCAUAUCCGGUCGACAUUGGCAAGAAAAAAAACUUGAGUUCGUAAAGGGGUAAUGGAGCAUGUAAGAAAACUAGCAACCGUCAGAGAAAAGACGAACUGUUCGUCAUGACAAUUAUUUUUUUGUUU